This is a messenger RNA of Strigops habroptila (Kakapo), 1631 nucleotides long. RefSeq names its product mitochondrial ribosomal protein L49 (gene MRPL49). Gene Ontology annotation, molecular function: structural constituent of ribosome. The coding region runs from base 55 to 561 and encodes 168 amino acids. Gene Ontology annotation, biological process: translation. NCBI's taxonomy places the organism in Eukaryota, Metazoa, Chordata, Aves, Psittaciformes, Psittacidae. The transcript has 4 exons. The record is from RefSeq and is a predicted model, not a curated record. Gene Ontology annotation, cellular component: ribosome; mitochondrial large ribosomal subunit.
CUGACGUCAUGCGUGCGUGCGUGCUGGCGGCGGGAAGAAGGAGGCGUUGCCAAGAUGGCGGCGAUGGCGGCGCUGGGCCGGCGGCUGCUGCCGGCGCUCGGGAGGGCGGGCGGGGGCAGGAGGGUGCAGACCCCCCCCGGAGCGCCCCCCCCCGCCCCGCAGCCCCCCCCCGUUGAGGAGUCCACAGCUGACUUUGCCUUUGUGGAGCGGCUGCUGCCCCCCACCCGCGUGCCCGACCCCCCCCCGCACCCCUCCUACCCCACCCCCUCGGGCUGGAGCCCCCCCGCAGGCCCCCCCCCGGCGCUGCCCUACUUCGUCCGCCGCUCCCGGCACCACAACCUGCCCGUGUACGAGCGGCUGGUGAGCGGGAACCGGCGCCUCACGGAGCUGCGCCACGUCGAGGGCGACCUCUGGGCGCUGGAGCGGGAGGUGCGGGAGCUGCUGCGGGCUCUGGGGGCGCCGCAGCCCGAGGUGCGGGUGAACGAGGUGACGGGCGAGCUCCGGCUCAAGGGGCACUGGGGCGCUGAGCUGCGGCGCUGGCUGCUGCAGCGCGGCUUCUAGCACCCCAUAAUAACCCAGAGCACCCCCAAAUGCACCCUGUAAUAACCCAGAGCACCCCCAGAGCACCCCAUAAUAACACGGAGCACCCCCAAAUACACCAAAACACCCUAAAAUGCAUCCUGAACUCUGAAAUAUACCCCAGAUACACCCUGUAAUAACCCAGAGCACCCCUGCAUACACCCCAUAAUAACCCAGAGCACCCCCAAAUACACGCCAUAAUAACCCAGAGCACCCCCAAAUACACUGAAACACCCUAAAAUGCAUCCUGAACUCUGAAAUACACCCCAGAUACACCCCGUGAUAACCCAGAGAACCCCUAGAGCACCCCAUAAUAACUGAGAAACAACCCAUAAUAAGCCAAACCACCCCCAAAUACAGCAAAACACCCUAAAAUGCAUCUUGAACUCUGAAAUACACCCCAAAACACCCCAGAUACACCCCAAACUACCCCCCGGAGCACCCCCAAGUACAUGCUGGAACACCCCAGAGUACAACCCAGUACCCCAAAAUAUGCCAGAGCACCCCAAAAUACACCUUGAACCCUGAAAUACACCCCAAAAUUACCUCAUAAUACACCAGAACACCCCCAGAUACAGCCCGAGCCCCCAAAACACACCUUGAGGCCUGAAAUACACCCCAAAAUACCCUAGGUACACCCCAUAAUAGACCAGAACACCCCCAAGUACACCCCAAAACACACCCCAGUACCCCAAAAUACCUCAUAGCCCCCCAAAACACCCCCUGAACCCUGAAAUACACCCCAUAAUACCCCAGAGCACCCCAAAACACCGCUCUGGCACCCUGAAACCCACCCCAAACCUCACCCUAGCACCCCAAAAUCAAUCCCUGUACCCCAGAACAAUGCAGAGCACCCCAAAAUGCACCCCAAAAUGGGGCUGAAGCCCCCCACAAGCAGUGAGAAACCCCAAACUCAAGUCAAAGCUGCUGCUGAGCUGGGGGGGGACCCCCAAAACUGGGGUUUAAAGCCUCUUGUGACCCCAACCUGUGCCGGGGACCCCAAGACACCUUUGUGACCCCCCCAAAUAAAGGCCCCUGGGGGGCUCCUCGUG